UCAUGUUCUUAGGUACUUACAUUUCUAAUACACUCCACACACAAAUCGCACUUCGAGCCAGCUGGUGAAAUAUCAAAUAUGGCACAAUCAGUUAUUGCAAUGGAAUAGCAUCAACUGUUAUCUUUACUUGCUAUUGGUUUACUGGCUCGCAGUCUUUCCAUUCCUUUCUGUCGUUGCUUGUUUGUUGUCCAUCCAUUUCCUGUUCCAGUUCACUGCGGUCCAAUGAAAUCCGUUUGCUCCCUCACCAGUUCUCAGCCUUCCCGACGUUGCAAUUGUGUCGCAUUUAUCCCGUUUGUUCUGUUUGGUUUGCGCCCAGAAAAGUCAGCUACUCCUCUACAUACAUAUAGGCAUCCAUGAACCUUUGGCACAUUCGAGGCGCAAUUUAUCCAGAGGUACAGAAAACCCCGCCUUCAAAGACGCAUCUACCCGUCUGCACGAAUCUGCGCGAAACCUGAUCGAGGCACAGAUAACUUGGAUCUCGAGUUUGCAAACGCGCAUGCCGGAAGGGGUUUAUAUAUGAAGAAGGGUUUGAAAGAGGUUGCGCAUUGUACAUUCUUUCAAGGAGAAUUCUCACAUAAUGUCUGCGGCACCGAAGACGCCAGGUUUGGCCGGCAAGAUUAGAGCAGAUGAGGAGAUCAAAGGCAUUUACGAUAGCCUCAAUGGGCGAUGGGACUUGGGUCUUCUACAGCAGGGUCUCGAUUCACCCGGGAAUCGAAAAAGUAGAUGCAAAUCCUCACAACAGCAAUUGGUUGACGAGAUCAUGUUCAAGAUCAGAUACCUGUACUACAAGAAUCUUGUGUAUACUCUUCUUGAAUCCUUCAAUGCGCAAGCUCAAGGUCUGUACAGUGGAUGGGCCUAUAAACCUAAGGCUGAUCGAGGCGUGGUACCAGAAAAAACACGCCAAAGGCCUCACCCAACUACACCCCACGAACGAAUGGAAUUGCUACAGUGCUUGGCGUCGAUUCUAAAUACUGAGUUUGAAAGUUGCCAGUCAAGAUCCGCAACACCUAGCUCCCGCGGCUUUCAACAGGGUAUCUCAGCGAAAGCUAAUGCAUCUAUCCGCUCUAUCCAAAAUACACAUCCUGACGACAGUCCUGUUGCUUUUCCGUUUAAGUCUGCCCAGAAGCCUGAUGGCAAGCGUGUCCUUGAGCCAUUUCCCGAUAUUAUCACCAACACCAAAAAGACAAAAGCGCCGGAGAACAAGUCCUCUGGCCGCGAAAGUCUUUCUAAACUUCCACCACUGCAUUGGAAUGUUUCCCGGCCUCAAAACACAAAGUCGGCUCUAUCUAAGAUGGUACCGUUGAAAGGGGAUGCAACCACAAAGGUGGAUACAAGUUUUACUACAGAUGUCUCUGUUGUGUUUUCUCAGGGGUAUAGUAGCACUCUCGUCAAUACUCAAUCUACGGCUCCGGAUCCAGAUCCAGAGCCAGAGCCGGUGACGAAAAAAUUGCGUACAGACCCCUUCUCAUUGGACGAGCAAGGACCAAAAACACAAAGCUCUGAUUUUGGUAGCAGUUUUGAUACCACUGAGGCCGAUAUGGCGUAUGCCGAAAGCCUUGGUGCUAUGGCUCCAUCACAAGAUCCACCCAAGUAUGAUAUAAUGGAUGAUUUGGAUGAUGAGAUGUCCGACGAAAUGUUAGAUGGAAUCGUGGAUGGCUCUAAACACAAAGAUACGGAGAGUUGUUUGAACGAAAUGCUGCGUGAGUUAUCUUCCAUACUCACCUGCAGCGCUAAAUACAUGGCAUGGCCACAUUGAAACCAGGGCUACAAGAUUGCUAAUACCUCAUCACAGCUACAUUACCGCCUUGUCUGAAAAGAGCUCCAUUUUCCGUUAGUUACGAAAUUACUCGUGUUUUUCUCUUCGUCCAGGUCCCAAUAUCCGAAUUCACUUCACCAUACGUUAAGGCAUGGGAAGAAUAUGACAAACUCUGGAACAUGUUGAAAGGUCUCCCCAUACUUCAAGGUAAAAAGUUUCCGGAACGAUGCCCACCGAAGGUUUGGGACAUUGCUACAAAGGGAUAUAUACGUGGUUUCAAUGGCAUAGUCUUUACCGCGACUUUACGUGAAAACAAAACGGAGUCAGGACCUCUGAUCUCAUUUCAUCUCCAACCCAUGAAAUUGGAUUUGACCAAUCGUCUCGAACGUAGGUUUGGGAGUGAUAGGUUGAUUGAGUUUGCGGUUCCCGAUUUGGGAAGUAGGAAACGUGGUUCCACGGCAUUCAAAGUAGAUACCAAUGCAUGCGAUGUCUUGAAGUCUUGGCUAGUGAAUGGUGAUCAUCAACUGCUGGGUAGGACUUAUAAAGCAUUUUACCUUACGAGUGGUAAAAGGAAGAGGAAGAGUAGCUUGAAGUCAGACGCUGAGGAGGAAAGUUCCGCCACACCCUAUCGCGCCUUUCUCUUUGCAACUGAUGGUAAUGGUUUUGUUAAAGGAAGUAGAGCGAGAGACCCCCCUCCUCAGGUCCGUGUUCGUAUGACAGUUGGGGAAAUGUUGAACUAUAUAAGGCCAACUGCAGAGAAUGAUCAUCAGCCUUAUAUGAAACUAUUUGCGAGAACUGCCUUAGGUAAGAUCGACAUGUUUUGGCACAUCCUAGUUUAGUUUCAUGAUUUUUCUACUUGCUAAUCACCAGACAGUUUUGUCUAGGAAUCGUGCUACUGUUACUGUCGAUCGGGCUCAUAUUAGAAGGAAGAAGGAUAUCCGAAAUCCAGAUGUAAAUGAUCCCAAGAAGACUUACGUCAUGACAGAUGGCGCUGGUAGACUUUCAUUAGCCUUGGCUAGGAAGAUAGUUUUUGAGCUCGAGUUGUCAUAUAUACCAGCCGCCUUUCAGGGCAGAUUUGGUGAAGCAAAAGGUCUUUGGAUUGUUGACCGUAGCGAGGAUAUUGAAAGCGAUUGGAUUGAGUUAUAUGACGAACAAUGCAAAUGGAAACGUGGAGAAGAGGGCAGCCCUGAGUUUGAUCAUUGGUCUCAUCGCACUUUUGAAGUUGUAGGACAUUCUGCUCCAUUGAAGACAGCGGAUCUAAAUACUCAGCUUCUUCCACUUCUCGUGCAUCAAGCUAAAGAUCCACGAGCAAUGAGAAAUGCAAUUCUUAAUGCAUUGAAAGACGGCCUGAAGCAGUCGCUGGAAGAACUCAAAACUGCUUUAACUAGUCCUCAGGAACUUCGCAGUUGGAUUCCGCUCACGAAUUCAUCAGUUCAAGAUAGGAUCAAGAAUGGUGCUAUUCAGUGGCGUGGAGGCCUGCCAGCAAAGCAUGAAGAUAGGCUCAGUACACUUCUUGAUGCCGGAUUUGACCCCCGAAAGCUACACUACGUCAUGGAAUUGGCCAGGAAAGCGUUUGAUAUGAAAUGCGAGGAAUUAAAGGAACGUCUUAAUAUCACCGUUGCUAAAUCUACCAAAGUGUACAUGGUUCCCGAUUUUUGGGGUGUCUUGGAGCCUAAUGAGGUACAUUUGAAUUUCUCAAGUUUUGUGGACAACGGAUCUGGAUUGUCUGAUACUCAACUGGAAAAUGUGGAUGUACUUGUGGCUCGAAACCCUGCUCAUUACCCUAGCGACAUUCAAAGAGUCACCGCUGUUAGUAAACACGAAUUAAGACAUCUUAAAGAUGUUAUCGUCUUUUCUACCAAAGGUUAUCCAUCCCUAGCGGACAAGUUAUCAGGCGGUGAUUAUGAUGGAGAUAUUGCAUGGGUUUGUUGGGAUCCUGCCAUCGUUGAGAGUUUUGCCAAUGCAGAUGUCCCCAAAGCUCCGGAUCUUGUCAAAGAAGGUUUUAUCGGGCAAGAUAAAAGGACUUACGCACAGCUGACCAAAGGAUGUUCGGAUCCAACGAAUACUUUUCUGUGUGCCAGUUUUAAGUUUAAUAUGUGUCAAAGUAUGCUUGGCCCGUGUACAGCAUGGAAAGAAAACAUUGAAUAUGACAUUCGUGACCUCGAUAGGCCAGAAAUUACAUUCUUGUCAACUUUACUUAGUAACCUGGUUGACCAGGCAAAGCAGGGUUACAUUUUUACGGAGAAGCAUUUCCAAAAGGUCAAGACUCACGUACUUAAAACCACUAGAACACCUCGCUUGCCAGCAUACAAAGACAAAGAUGAAGUACCAAGCAAAAAAGACCAUAUUCUUGAUCAUAUGAUGAACGUUGUUCACGAAGAAACGAAAGCCUUGAAAACGGAAUUUUAUGAUAGUGUUGACACCCCACCUCAAUAUGAUCCUGAGUUAGCCCAGUUCUACAUUGAUCAGAGAGAAAAAGUAAAGGUACUGAAGAAGGAAACUGCGACUCCGGAGGAGAUAGAGAGGGCAGCACAUUGGAAAUUACUUCUCGAUCAACUGGAUGAAGAUGUCAAUAAGGUCAAAAACAAUUGGAUUAAUCGUAUGCUCAGUGGACAAACACCAUCAAAAAGAUUUACUCGGGACGAAGACGAAACCCGAGCGGAUUUUGCACCAAUUCGAGAUGAAUGCUUUCAGGAGUUCCGCGAUAUCAAACCACACGCCGAUAACAAAUUGAUCUCGACAUGGUUAGAUCAAGAUACCGAAGCGGAAUAUGGAGAUUGGGCUCUUUUGAGGGCAAGUGCUCUUUAUGCUACUUAUGCCCCAAAACCAUAUUUCCGAAACUCGGCUCAUGUUCCGAAGUUGGUUUGGUGGAUGGCGGGGAGACAAUUUGCGAUGCUUAAGGCGAGGCGGAGGGGAUUUGUUCCUGUCGCUGAUCAUAUGUAUGUUAUGCUUAAGGCGAAUGUGGGAUUUGUGAGGCAGUUGAGAGCGCAUGAGGGGAUGGGGAUGGGGAUGGAUUACGAGAUGAGGCUUGGGGGUAUGGAUGGGGAUUGGGAUGAUGGUGAGUUUGAUGAUAGUGUUUUUGAUGAGGUUUUUGAAGAGGUUUGAGGGAUUAGUGCAUUUUUGAGUGGUUGGUUAUGGGUUGGCUUUUGACAUGUUGGGUACAUUGUACUGGCGAGUUCUGAUGAAAAUGUGUGUUGAUGGGAUGGAAGGGUUGGUUUAGGGCGUUUGGAUUUGGAUUUGGGUUUGGGUUCUGAUUCGGCUUCUGAUUGGUUUGGAACGAUUUGACGUUGGAUAUGUAUUUGACGAAUUGGAGGAUACCCAUUUGUUUGUUUUGUAAGAUCAAGAUGUGUAAGAUGCACAGUUUUUGAUAUUACGUACUUUGCCUACCUAUCUAGGUAUCUAUUGAAGUCGGUUGGUUUACUGUAAUACUGUACUUGAAUUUUUUUUUUCUCUGGAGUGAAAUUAGAUAAGCUAGCUAGGUUAGAAGGGGAGAAGGGGAGAAGUGAAGUGAAGUAAGAUGAUAUUGUAAUGAAUUCUUUAAAUUG
Molecule: messenger RNA, 5301 nt
Organism: Sclerotinia trifoliorum
Lineage: Eukaryota; Fungi; Ascomycota; Leotiomycetes; Helotiales; Sclerotiniaceae
Source: the annotation of a GenBank genome assembly